Molecule: messenger RNA, 895 nt
Organism: Brachypodium distachyon (stiff brome)
Lineage: Eukaryota; Viridiplantae; Streptophyta; Magnoliopsida; Poales; Poaceae
Product: 50S ribosomal protein L17
Exons: 6
Coding region: 153-641 (162 amino acids)
Biological process (GO): translation
Cellular component (GO): ribosome; large ribosomal subunit
Molecular function (GO): structural constituent of ribosome
Source: RefSeq, a predicted model, not a curated record
AUAGGGAUGCAGUAGGCCUAACUAGAGGUUUGGGCCUUAAAGGCCCAGGCGUAGCACCCAUCCCCAACAAACGAAGCCUGGCAAUCUGUAGCAAACAAAUCCUGCAGCCCCCAAUCGAUCACCGCCGGCCAUACUCCUUCCCCGCCGCCGCCAUGGGGAAGUUCCGCAAGCUCGGUCGCCACGCCGCCCACCGCGUCUCCAUGCUAAGGACGAUGGUGUCGCAGCUGGUGAAGCACGAGCGGAUAGAGACCACCGUCGCAAAGGCGAAGGAGGUGCGGCGGAAGGCGGAUCAGAUGGUGCAGCUUGGCAAAGAUGGUACACUAGAUGCAGCAAGACGUGCAUCGUCCUUUGUUCGGGGUGAUGAUGUUGUUCACAAGAUAUUCACAGAGCUUGCAUACCGCUACAAGGAUCGAGCCGGUGGAUACACAAGACUAUUGCGAACUAGGAUACGAGUUGGCGAUGCUGCACCAAUGGCAUACAUUGAGUUUGUCGACCGGGAGAAUGAACUUCGAGAGGCAAAACCUGCAACACCACAGCCACCCCAGCGGAUCCCUCUUGAUCCAUGGACCAGAUCUCGUGCCAGCCAACAGUGGGCAGGACCUAAAGUCAGCCAGAAGAACUCUGGGGCAGAAGGCCUAUGAGACCUGGAUCAUUAUUCAUCCUUAUUUUUGUGUUUCUAAAAGGCUUUUGAUCUUUAGACGCUCGAACUAGGAGAUUCAUCCUGUAAGAAACUAAAAGCUACCGUUUCCACGGAAAGUUUUUCUCAUGGGUCAUUGUAACAUCUGAUAUGUUUAGUGUUCAUGCUUACUGAUCAUUGUCAGGGUAUUGUUUGCCAUGUCUGAUAUAAUAGCUACAAUGUGGCCAUGUUGGCAAUGUGCGGUCUCGAGUAUCCAGA